Neoarthrinium moseri is the source of this 330-nucleotide messenger RNA. RefSeq lists its product as uncharacterized. Bases 1 to 330 code for a protein of 109 amino acids. NCBI's taxonomy places the organism in Eukaryota, Fungi, Ascomycota, Sordariomycetes, Amphisphaeriales, Apiosporaceae. Gene Ontology annotation, cellular component: mitochondrion. The record is from RefSeq and is a predicted model, not a curated record. Gene Ontology annotation, biological process: electron transport chain; mitochondrial respiratory chain complex I assembly. The transcript is spliced from 3 exons.
AUGCUCGCAGCCAGACAGCCUUCUGAUGGGCGGCGGCUCUGGGCGCUGAUGGCGUACACAGGCCUAAGGUUACUACGAGCGCAACACGGCGGCAAGCCCAGCAUCACCGGCUUCGACGUCCGGAAGUACGCCGCCUCGGCCGGCCAGCCCAGAUACGACCCGUGGGAGCGAGCUGAGGCAUGGAGAUACCAGGGCCUCUUCUCGAGAUUCAACCGCUUCCGGGGCGCCUUCCCCGGCCUGGGCAUCGCCACCGUCGCCUUCGCCGCCUACUGCGGGUAUGAGUACAUGUUCCUCCAGGACGACCACCACCACGGCGAGGAGCACCACUAG